Lacerta agilis (Sand lizard) is the source of this 602-nucleotide messenger RNA. Its product is annotated as rho GTPase-activating protein 11B-like. NCBI's taxonomy places the organism in Eukaryota, Metazoa, Chordata, Lepidosauria, Squamata, Lacertidae. Gene Ontology annotation, biological process: signal transduction. The transcript is spliced from 4 exons. The coding region runs from base 24 to 587 and encodes 187 amino acids. The record is from RefSeq and is a predicted model, not a curated record.
CGGCGACGGCGACGGCGACUGGGAUGGAGGCCUUGGAAAGCCGCGGAAGAGGGUUGGCGAAGCUGGCGGUGCAGCAGCAGCUCCGAGCCGCCUAUGGGAUCAAGGUGAAGAACCGGCCGGCGAAAGGGAAGCCCUUGCCCGCCACCGCCGGGGAGGGAAAGGGCAAAAUAUUUGGAUUAGCUCUUCAUGAAUUACCUCAUCAAGAUGUGCCUGAAUAUGGCCGUAUACCUUGCUUCUUAGUUGAGGCAUGUCAAUAUUUAGAAGAACACAUUGGCACUGAAGGGCUCUUCAGACUAUCCGGAUCAGUUGUUCGCAUAAAAGCAUUAAAGGGUAAACUGGAUCAAGGUGAAAACUGCCUGUCAACUGCUCAGCCCUGUGAUGUUGCGGGGCUUCUGAAGCAGUUUUUCAGAGAACUGCCUGAGCCCAUUCUCCCAAGUGACCUGCAAGAAGCUCUCAUCAAAGCCCAACAAUUGGGCAGCGAGGAGAAGAAUUCUGCCACAUUGCUGCUCUCCUGUCUUAUGAAUGACAGAAUAAUCAAUAUACUCAGAUAUUUUUUCAUGUUUCUCAAAAAAGUGUCUCUAAGGUAAGUUGUGCUUACUAUU